AUGGAGGGCAAUUACAGGAUUGCGAGCUUGCGAGGGAGUAUACGGCGGACCAUGAGCAGCUCCUCCUUCCGCUCGUCCACCGCCAGCCAGAUCUUCGGGCGGUCGGGCCGUGAGGAGGACGACGAAGAGGCUCUAAAAUGGGCCGCACUCGAGAAGCUUCCGACCUACGAUCGCAUGAGAAAAGGCAUACUCGCGGGGGCGGAGGGCGAGUCGCACGAAGUCGACGUUCACGGCCUCGACAUGCAGGAUCGGAAGAACUUGUUGGAGCGCCUGGUUCGAACUGCCGAAGAGGAUAACGAGAAGUUCCUUCUGAAGCUCAGAAGCCGCAUGGACCGUGUUGGGAUCGAUAACCCCACGAUCGAAGUGCGGUUUGAGGAUUUGAAUGUCGAUGCGGAAGCCUAUGUGGGGAAUCGAGGAGUUCCGACGUUUCUCAACUUCUUCGUCAAUAAGAUUAUGGCAAUUCUGAGUUAUCUUCAUAUAAUUCCGAGCGGAAAGAGACCAAUAUCGAUUCUUAACGACAUCAGCGGAAUCAUCAAGCCUAGCAGAAUGACUUUACUUCUAGGCCCCCCAGGUUCCGGAAAGACGACACUGCUGUUAGCUUUGGCUGGAAAGCUUGACUCAAACUUGCAGGUUUCUGGAAGGGUCACUUACAAUGGUUUCGACAUGGACGAGUUCGUGCCAGAGAGAACCUCCGCAUAUAUUGGUCAGCACGAUCUUCAUAUCGGAGAGAUGACUGUGAGGGAAACUUUGGCUUUCUCUGCAAGAUGUCAGGGAGUCGGAACCCGUUAUGAUAUGUUGACAGAGCUAUCACGGCGGGAAAAGGAAGCAAACAUUAAGCCUGAUCCUGAUAUUGAUCUCUAUAUGAAGGCAAUCUCUGUGGAAGGGCAGGAGAGUGUGGUCACAGAUUACAUUUUGAAGGUAUUAGGUCUGGACAUCUGUGCUGAUACUUUGGUAGGAGAUGCAAUGAUAAGGGGCAUAUCAGGAGGACAAAAGAAACGUGUUACAACCGGUGAGAUGCUUGUUGGACCAGCUAAAGCUCUUUUCAUGGAUGAGAUCUCCACGGGGCUUGACAGCUCCACGACUUUCCAAAUUGUCAAUUCCAUAAGACAAUCUGUUCACAUCCUUGAAGGGACGGCACUGAUUGCUUUGCUUCAGCCUGCUCCAGAGACCUACGAACUCUUCGACGACAUUAUACUCCUCUCAGAUGGGCAAAUUGUCUACCAAGGUCCCCGAGAAAACGUGCUCGAGUUUUUUGAAUCGAUGGGCUUCAGAUGUCCUGAAAGGAAAGGCGUCGCAGAUUUUCUGCAAGAAGUAACAUCUAGGAAGGAUCAACAUCAGUACUGGGCACACAGGAAUGAGCCAUACAGAUAUAUUUCUGUGAACGAAUUUGCUGAAGCUUUUCAGUCGUUCCAUAUUGGCAGCAAGCUAGGCGACGAGCUCAGCACCCCAUUUGACAGGAGAAGAAACCAUCCUGCUGCUCUGACUACUACAAAAUAUGGUACAAGCAAAAUGGAGUUACUCAAAGCUUGCAUUGCUAGGGAAUGGCUCUUAAUGAAGAGAAACUCAUUUGUCUAUAUAUUUAAACUUGUCCAACUUAUAGUUCUCGGAUGCAUUGCAAUGACGGUCUUCUUGAGAACUACAAUGCAUCGUGAAACACAUGAAGAUGGAAUUAUCUACUUAGGUGCACUGUUUCUGGGACUUGUGACUCAUCUCUUCAACGGAUUUGCCGAAUUAGCUAUGACAAUUUUUAAGCUGCCAGUAUUCUACAAACAAAGAGGCUUCCUAUUUUAUCCAUCUUGGGCUUAUGCUUUGCCCACAUGGAUCCUCAAGAUUCCAAUAUCGUUUGCGGAAUGUGCGAUUUGGUUAGUCAUGACUUAUUACGUCAUUGGCUUCGAUCCAAAUAUCCACAGGUUCUUCAGGCAUUAUCUUCUGCUUGUGUUGGUAAGUCAAAUGGCUUCUGGACUUUUUCGGCUUCUUGCUUCAGUUGGAAGGGAGAUGGUGGUGGCAGAUACAUUCGGGUCCUUCUCUCAGCUUGUUGUUUUGGUUCUCGGUGGAUUCGUUAUAUCACGAGAGAAUAUCAAGAAAUGGUGGAUCUGGGGUUAUUGGGCUUCCCCCUUGAUGUAUGCACAGAAUGCAGUAGCAGUGAAUGAGUUCUUUGGACACAGUUGGCAAAAGAUUGUCAAUCCAGCUAUCAGCAAUGACACACUCGGUGUUCAAAUCCUCAAGUCUCGCGGGAUCUUUCUUGAUCCGAACUGGUAUUGGAUCGGCGUGGGUGCUCUGUUUGGAUACAUCAUGUUGUUCAACAUCCUUUUCAUUCUGUUUCUUAAGUGGCUCGAACCCCUUGGGAAGGGUCAGGCUGUUAUAUCUGAAGAAGCAUUGAAGCAGAAACAGGCCAAUAGAACAGGAGAGAAUGUUGAGCUAUUGCUACAAGGAACUGACUCUACUAGGCCAUCCACCGAAGAAAGAGGCAAAAGAAUUAGUUCUCCGCAUGAUGAAGCUAUCUCAGACAGAAGACAGAAGGGAAUGGUGCUCCCAUUUUCUCCGCUUUCAAUCACCUUCGACAAUAUAAGAUACUCCGUGGACAUGCCACAGGAGAUGAAAAACCAUGGAGUUGUGGAAGAUCGACUGGUGCUACUGAAGGGGGUGAGCGGAGCUUUCAGGCCCGGUGUUCUUACAGCACUGAUGGGUGUUAGUGGAGCUGGAAAGACUACUUUAAUGGAUGUCUUGGCUGGGCGAAAGACCGGUGGUUAUAUAGAAGGUGAUAUUUUCAUCUCUGGGUAUCCCAAGAAGCAGGAAACAUUUGCACGAGUAUCCGGCUACUGUGAGCAGAACGACAUUCAUUCCCCACACGUCACGGUCUACGAAUCACUUCUUUACUCGGCAUGGCUUCGAUUGCCUUCUGAAGUUGAUACCAAGACAAGAAAGAUGUUCAUUGAAGAGGUGAUGGAACUCGUAGAGCUGAACUCCAUUAGAGGAGCUCUCGUAGGAUUGCCUGGUGUUAAUGGUCUUUCGACAGAGCAAAGAAAGAGGCUGACGAUUGCAGUUGAGCUUGUAGCAAAUCCUUCUAUCAUAUUCAUGGAUGAGCCUACCUCCGGAUUAGAUGCAAGGGCCGCAGCGAUUGUGAUGAGGACAGUGCGGAACACAGUGGACACCGGAAGAACUGUAGUGUGCACCAUUCACCAACCCAGCAUCGAUAUCUUCGAAGCUUUUGAUGAGCUCUUUCUUCUCAAACGAGGAGGAGAAGAAAUAUAUGUCGGCCCACUGGGUCGGCAUUCAUGCCAUUUGAUUAAAUACUUCGAGAGUAUUCCGGGGGUUAAAAAGAUAAAAGACGGUUACAACCCAGCAACAUGGAUGCUGGAGGUUACAACUAUUGGACAAGAGGAUAUUUUGGGGGUUAGCUUCACCGACAUAUACAAAAACUCUGAUCUAUACAGGCGAAACAAAGCUUUAAUUCAUGAGCUUAGUGCUCCUCCCCCUGGUUCAAGCGUUCUUUUCUUCCCCACUAAGUACUCACAAUCCUUCUUCCAACAAUGCACGGCUUGUUUAUGGAAGCAACAUAAAUCUUAUUGGCGUAAUCCAUCGUAUACCGCGACAAGAAUAUUUUUCACCGCUGUCAUUGCCCUGAUAUUCGGGACAAUCUUUUGGAAACUUGGCAAGAAAGUGAGUACACAACAGGAUCUGUUCAAUUCCCUGGGCUCGAUGUACGCUGCUGUUAUAUUCAUCGGCAUCCAGAAUGGCAUGACCGUGCAGCCAAUUGUAGAUGUCGAAAGAACAGUCUUCUACAGAGAGAAGGCCGCGGGAAUGUACUCCGCUCUGCCUUACGCAUUCGCACAGGUCAUGAUUGAGGUUCCCCACAUUUUCCUCCAAGCUGUCAUAUAUGGUGCCAUUGUAUAUAGCUGCAUUGGUUUCGACUGGACACCAGCGAAAUUCUUCUGGUACUUGUUCUUCAUGUUCUUCACAUUUUUGUACUUCACCUUCUACGGGAUGAUGGCCGUGGCCAUGACACCGAAUGGCGACAUUGGUGCUAUUCUCUCCACCGCAUUCUACGCAAUUUGGAACAUCUUCGCCGGCUUCCUCAUCCCUCGACCCAGAAUUCCUAUAUGGUGGAGAUGGUACUACUGGGCGUGCCCGGUCGCAUGGACGUUGUACGGGCUCGUCGCCUCGCAGUUCGGAGACUACACCAAUAUCAUGGACGACAAUGGUCUCACUGUGCAGCAGUUCCUCGAGAGCUUCUUCGGCUUCAGGCACGACUUCUUGGGCGUAGUAGCCGUCGCCGUCGUCGGCUUCACCGUGCUCUUUGCCUUCGUCUUUGCCUUCUCAAUUAGGGUGUUCAACUUCCAGAGAAGAUAGAGAAGCAUGUAUCAAAAGUUGCUAAAAUCAAACUACAUUGUGUGUUUGAUACGUAAGCAUACUAAAGUAGGAAUGUAGGAUUGUUCUUUGUUCUUGUUGUACUUGUUUAUUCAAAGUUGGCGGUUGUAAUUAAUUGUGUUCAAUAUGUACAAGCAAUAAAAGUUGUCUAAGUUUUGCACAAA
Ananas comosus (pineapple) is the source of this 4532-nucleotide messenger RNA. RefSeq names its product ABC transporter G family member 39-like. The transcript has 24 exons. Gene Ontology annotation, cellular component: membrane. The coding region runs from base 1 to 4350 and encodes 1449 amino acids. Lineage: Eukaryota; Viridiplantae; Streptophyta; Magnoliopsida; Poales; Bromeliaceae. The record is from RefSeq and is a predicted model, not a curated record. Gene Ontology annotation, molecular function: ATP hydrolysis activity; ATP binding; ABC-type transporter activity.